Molecule: messenger RNA, 2549 nt
Organism: Lemur catta (Ring-tailed lemur)
Lineage: Eukaryota; Metazoa; Chordata; Mammalia; Primates; Lemuridae
Gene: SCAMP2
Product: secretory carrier membrane protein 2
Exons: 10
Coding region: 114-1232 (372 amino acids)
Biological process (GO): protein transport
Cellular component (GO): trans-Golgi network membrane; recycling endosome membrane
Source: RefSeq, a predicted model, not a curated record
UGCGCCAGAACGGCUGCCUCGCUCCCGGAAGUGGAGAGUCUGCAGAGCGCCGCUGGGUCUGGGUGCCCGGAGGCAGGAGCGCUCCCGGAGGUCGCCCGCCGGUCUCGUCCGCCAUGUCAGCCUUCGACACUAACCCCUUCGCGGACCCAGUGGAUGUAAACCCCUUCCAGGACCCCUCUGUGACCCAGCUGACCAGUGCCCCGCAGGGUGGCCUGUCUGAAUUCAACCCCUUCUCAGAGACAAAUGCAGCGACAACGGUUCCUGUCACACAGCUCCCUGGGCCCUCACAGCCGGCGGUUCUCCAGCCCUCAGUGGAACCAACGCAGCCAACCCCGCAGCCCCUGCUUAGACAGGCCAGCAAGUUCCUGCCUACUCGAUUCCUGGCAGUGAGCGAGUUCUCAGAGAGGCAGAUGCUACUAGGAGGAGAUAGUAUUCUCAGAGACAGCUACAUGCGAAAGCUUCCACAGGCCGUGGCAUCUGCAGCCCAGGCAGGCCUGCUUCGGCAGCAGGAAGAACUGGACAGGAAAGCUGCCGAGCUUGAACGCAAGGAACGGGAGCUGCAGAACACUGUGGCCAACUUGCAUGUGAGAGAGAACAACUGGCCGCCGCUGCCCUCAUGGUGCCCUGUCAAGCCCUGCUUCUACCAGGAUUUCUCCACAGAGAUCCCUGCCGACUACCAGCGGAUAUGCAAGAUGCUCUACUAUCUCUGGAUGUUGCAUUCCGUAACUCUGUUUCUGAACCUGCUUGCCUGCAUGGCCUGGUUCUCAGGCAACAGCUCUAGGGGAGUGGACUUCGGCCUCUCGAUCCUAUGGUUUGUGCUCUUCACCCCCUGUGCCUUCCUUUGUUGGUACCGACCCAUCUAUAAGGCCUUUAGGUCCGACAACUCUUUCAGCUUCUUCGUGUUCUUCUUUGUAUUUUUUUGUCAAAUAGGGAUCUACGUCAUACAGUUGGUUGGCAUCCCUGGCCUGGGGGACAGUGGUUGGAUUGCAGCCCUGUCCGCAGUGAAGGAAGAUUCCUUGGCCGUGUCAAUCAUCAUGAUGGUGGUGGCCGGCUUCUUUACCCUCUGUGCCGUGCUCUCACUCUUCCUCCUGAAGCGGGUGCACUCUCUGUACCGCCGGACGGGGGCCAGCUUCCAGCAGGCCCAGGAGGAGUUUUCCCAGGGCAUCUUCAGCAACAGAACCUUCCGCAGCGUGGCCUCAUCUGCGGCCCGAGGAGCCUUCCAGGGGAAUUAGUCCUCCUCUCUCUUGCCUCUACCUUCGCCUACUCUCACCUGCCUUCUGAGCUGCACUUUCCAUGGGUGCCUUAUGCAGUGGUUUUGCCCAGCACAGACCUGGUGAAGGUCUCGCUGUGGCUCUUCCUCCUUCCUCAGCAACCAGCUCUCCCUGGAAGGGAAGGGAGGGACAGGGACUUUUUUUACACAGGAGAAAAAAAAGAAAAAAACCAAAACUGUCUUUCCUUCUCUAGUGGUGGUUUGGUAGGAUUCUUUUGUCUCUCCAGAAGCAAUGGGACUGAAGUUCUCUUCCCCUGUACACACACAGACACCCCUACACACUUGGGAUCGCUGGCUGACCUGGGGUCACCCCAGCUGGAGUUUUCUGCCAGGGUCUUGAGACUCCACUCCUUCCCCAGCAGGCCUGGCCUGAAUCUGGUUCCGCAGCCCUGCCCUUCCUGCCCAGGCUGGGAUAACCCUCCCACGCACUCCACUUUAGGCGAGCUGCAGUCUGGGUGGGUGGACAGCUCUGUUCUCCGGAUCUCUCUGGGGUCUCCAGGCUUCCAGAACCCAGGCUCCCCCUGCCUCGUGUUCCUCAUUGACAGAUUCACAGCCCUUUAGGCCCCUGUACCCUCCUGGCAUGGGCUGCACCUCGUGCCCUCCAGGCCCCUCCCUGAGCCCCGCUCUCUUCAGACUUUCUGAAUGUGCAAUGUGGUUGGUUGGGGUUUGGGGAUGGGGAGGUAUAGGAGGACCCUGACCCUAAGUUGUCGUGCCCAGCUGUUGGCAGUUGUCCAGGAGAGUGGGGUCUGACCUGGCGCAGUUUGUUUUGACUUCCUCUCUUCCUGAGGGUCCGCUGCCCUCUGCCUUGGCCUUAAUUUGCUCCCCCCCAACCCCCAGCAGUAUCCGGCUUGUGUGACUAAGGAGGGCAGCAGGAGUCAGCCCAGAGCUGCAUCCUUGAUGCAGGACUGUGGGACUGAUGGGCCACCUUGCGGAGGGUUCCCCCAUGCCCUGAGUCUAGCUCACCUUCCCCUCACCCUGGGGAUUCCCCAGGAGGUGUGUCACUGUGACAUGCACCUAGGAAUCCACCGGCAGAACCUGCACUUUGUUCUCCAGAGGCUGCAGGAGUUCGCACAAAGCUGGCCACCCCCUGUCUCUGGGACCUGGGCCCCCCCUGAGGCAGCCCUCAGCUCGUCUGCCAGCUGGGGCAGGCCCAGACCCCUGGAUAAGGGCAGCGACCAGGAUUUUGUAAACUCCUUUCUGGUAUUUUUUCUCCAUGUACAAAUGUAUAUGUCAUGUCUCAAUUUUUGUGCUUAAAUAAAAAAUAAUACAUUUUCAGACA